This is a messenger RNA of Camellia sinensis, 760 nucleotides long. NCBI's taxonomy places the organism in Eukaryota, Viridiplantae, Streptophyta, Magnoliopsida, Ericales, Theaceae. The record is from RefSeq and is a predicted model, not a curated record.
CUUUUGCCCGUCUCUCUCUCUCCCGAUCGACGGCGACUCUAUUGUCAUUGCCAAGUCAUUCUCUCACAUGCUUAAGUUGGCUAACCUCACUGAGGAGGUUCAGAUUGCUUGCCGUCAACGAAUCAAGUUGAAAAAGGGGGAUUUUGCUGAUGAGAACUCGGCAAUGACUGAAUCAGACAUUGAAGAAACUCUCAAGAGACUUAUGGGGGAACUGAAGAAAUCUCCUGAAGAAGUUUUUGAUGCUCUGAAAAAUCAAACUGUCGAUCUGGUCUUCACUGCUCACCCUACUCAAUUUGUCCGCAGAUCUUUGCUUCAAAAGCGCAGAAGGAUUCGUAAUUGUUUAACCCAAUUAUACGCCAAAGAUAUCACUCCUGAUGAUAAGCAAGAACUUGAUGAGGCUCUACAAAGGGAGUGCCAUUUUCCAACCCAGAGGCUGGUAUAGAUGCCAGUUGUGAAACUAAGGCCCAGUGGCACCCCAGAUGCUAUGAAAUCAGAGGGGAAUGAUUCACUUGACACUUUUAUCAAACAGGCAAUAGGGAAAGCGCCUCCCCUUUCUUUCUCAAGGACAGGAGACAACCCAGUAUGUUUCAUAGAGCAGGAAUCACUCCCAGUAUGUUUCCUUCUGGCAAAAGCUACAUGGACAAUGUUAAAACAUGAUUUUUGGAUUUGGAUAUGUUAUUUUGUGGGUAAUGGUGAUUGGAUAUUAAUUGAAUGAGAAACUGAAUUAAUGCUUUAUUUGUUAUUUGAAUGGGAGUUAUUA